Molecule: messenger RNA, 1023 nt
Organism: Paracoccidioides brasiliensis Pb18
Exons: 4
Coding region: 1-1023 (340 amino acids)
Source: RefSeq, a predicted model, not a curated record
AUGGCUUCUUCCCGAAUUGUAGCUGUUUUCGGUGCCACGGGCAAUCAGGGUGGCUCUGUUGCUAAAUCUCUCCUGGAAAACAAGAACAAUUUCCAAGUUCGCGCCAUCACUCGCAAUCCUGACUCAGAAAAAAGCAAAACAUUGGCUGUCCUUGGUGCUGAGGUUGUCAAGGCUGAUGGCUUUAAAGGAUCGGAGAUGAUUGAGGCAUUUAAAGGUGCCUGGGGAGCAUUCGUGAAUCUCAAUUCUGAUGACAAGGUAUUUACCGAUCCGAAUGGCCCGACAGAGUUUGACCUGGGCAAGAUUAUCAUCGACAGUGCCAUCGAGGCCGGUGUUGCACACAUUGUCUUCAGCUCUGGUCCUCCCUGUGCAGAGAUGACUGGCGGCAAGGUCCGAAUGAAGGCCAUGGACAUGAAACACAAGAUUGAAAACUAUAUUCGCUCGAGUGGGAAGUUUUCCACCGCCGCAUUUAUCUGCGCGGGGUGGUACUUGGAAAACUUCCUGUCACAAGAAGUUGCCCCAAUUUUUGGCGGUUUUCCCCACUUUCCGGACCCGGAGGGAUACCUCACGUUCAAAGUUCCAAUGUGGGGAGGGAAGGAGGAUGUACCUUGGCUCAGCAUGACUGACGAUUACGGUGAUAUCAUCCACGGCCUAUUUUUAGAGCCCGAGAAAUGGAAUGGCUGUGUAGUACAAGGGGUGAGCGAUAUCCUCAGCUUCGGCCAGUUGGUUAGCUGGUUCCAGGAAGUGACCGGAAAGCCAUCUCGCUUCGACCCGCUCAUGCCGUCCUGGGAAGCCUUUGAUACGCAUGGGAUUCACGAACUUGAAGAUGUGAAGCUGAUGUUUGGGUUCACGCAAAUCACUGGUGGACGAUAUUUUGGCGAGAAGCCCACCGAGUCCGACACAGCGACGCAGCUGAAAAUGACUGGAGCUCGCGCCAGGGGUCAAGCGGGCUCGGCUCUCCAGUUAAUCAGCGUUGGAGAAUGGUUUAAGCGGCGAUUUUGUGUCACCGAAGGAGCUUCUGCAUGA